UUUUACAGAAAGACCAAACCUAUAUUACCCACAAUAAGCAGUGUGUGUCCAUCCCCAACAGUUAUUUCUGCCCAACAAGGAGAAAAAGAAGGAGAACUCUUCGCAGAGGAUACGAGACUAUGGAAGUCCGCUACAGCCAAGACUCAGAGUCCGGAAUGCUGCUGAAGAAUGGACUAAAAGAGGGGAAAGAGGGAAAGGAUUCCCAGGGGAACAUUUCAAAAACGUUCCUGAAGGACCAGCAGGAGUCUUUCUCUCCAUCCGGAGCAGUGGAAAACUGUGAAAAGAGCCGGGCGAGCUCAGGAGAUCCUGACUACUGCCGGAGGAUUCUAGUUCGGGAUGCCAAAGGGUCGAUUCGAGAAAUUAUUCUCCCCAAGGGUCUGGAUCUAGACCGACCAAAGCGCACUAGGACCUCGUUCACAGCAGAACAGCUAUACAGACUGGAGAUGGAGUUUCAGCGGUGUCAGUAUGUUGUGGGACGGGAACGAACCGAACUUGCCCGGCAACUUAACCUGUCUGAAACCCAGGUGAAGGUGUGGUUCCAGAACCGGCGCACCAAGCAGAAGAAGGAUCAGGGGAAGGAUUCAGAGCUGCGCUCGGUGGUCUCUGAGACAGCCGCCACUUGCAGCGUCCUGCGUCUCCUGGAGCAGGGCCGUCUCCUCACUCCCCCGGGCCUGCCAGGACUGCUGCCCCACUGCGGGAGCUCGUCGCUGGGCUCAGCUCUGCGUGGGCCAUCGCUGGGGAUCACAGCUAACGGAGGCUCCUCCAGCAGCAGCAGCAGCAGCGCCGGCAGCUCGGGCACAGCGGGAGGAAGCCCACCGCUGCCAACCGUGACCAGUUCUGGGACAGUCACGGGACUGCAGGGAUCCCCACCUGCACACGGGCUGUUCAGCUUCCCAAUGCCCUCUCUGCUCGGGUCGGUCGCCUCACGUAUCUCCUCCACCCCGCUCGGCAUGGCCGGAUCCCUCGCAGGGAACUUGCAGGAACUUUCAGCCCGAUACCUGAGCUCCUCCGCCUUUGAGCCCUACUCGCGGACCAAUGGCAAAGAAGCACUUGACAAAAAAGUUUUGGAAUGA
Molecule: messenger RNA, 1073 nt
Organism: Danio aesculapii
Lineage: Eukaryota; Metazoa; Chordata; Actinopteri; Cypriniformes; Danionidae
Gene: vax1
Product: ventral anterior homeobox 1
Exons: 3
Coding region: 120-1073 (317 amino acids)
Biological process (GO): central nervous system development; brain development; neuron differentiation
Molecular function (GO): DNA-binding transcription factor activity, RNA polymerase II-specific; DNA binding
Source: RefSeq, a predicted model, not a curated record